Messenger RNA from Alosa sapidissima (American shad), 1291 nucleotides. RefSeq names its product GDP-D-glucose phosphorylase 1 (gene gdpgp1). Gene Ontology annotation, biological process: glucose metabolic process. NCBI's taxonomy places the organism in Eukaryota, Metazoa, Chordata, Actinopteri, Clupeiformes, Clupeidae. The transcript has 2 exons. The coding region runs from base 28 to 1173 and encodes 381 amino acids. Gene Ontology annotation, cellular component: cytoplasm. The record is from RefSeq and is a predicted model, not a curated record. Gene Ontology annotation, molecular function: GDP-D-glucose phosphorylase activity.
UGAGAGUAGAAUAUAGGCUACUCAUUUAUGCCCCGUCUGUCUCGGUUGUCGUACUGUGUGAGGCUCGCCAUGGAGAGCCCUUGUUCCGCUUUUGUUUACAGUAACGCCGAUUACAGUAAUCAUGUGUCUCGAUUUAGAGGAAAUGAUAAACCUCCAGAUCUGUCCAAAUUCGAUAUGUAUCUGAGAUCAGCCUGGGUGGAACGAAUGCAGCGUGGACUCUUCCGGUAUCACCUCGGCCACUUAGAAACACGAAUUCUUCCUGGCCAUGCACGUCUGGUCGCUCAGUUAAACGUCGAGAGGGGACAACAGAGACGCAAACCUCAGGAGAUCUUGAGUAUCAAACAGGAUUUUGACCCAAAGUUGUUCAAUUUCAACAAAGCAAACACCAACGAAACUAUGUUCGAAUUACGUAAACACGAAGUACCUGAAGCAAUCCAUGAAGAUGGAUUUAUCAAAGGCUGCAGGAUGAUAAUAAACGUCAGCCCUCUGGAGUUUGGACAUAGCCUCAUCGUUCCAGAACCAAACCAGUGCUAUCCCCAGGUACUGACACAUCAUUCUAUUCAAGUGGGGAUCGAAAGUGUCCUUCUAAGCACAGACCCAGGCUUUCGAGUUGGAUUCAACAGCAUGGGGGCAUUUGCUUCCGUCAAUCACCUUCACUUGCACGCAUACUACCUGAACCAUGAGUUGGCCAUAGAAAGCGCCCCCGCUGAGUCGGUGAUGAACGCGAGGGGCUUGCACUGUUUGAGCACUUUUCCGAGAGGCUUCUUGUUAUACACGGAAGGGGGAGACCUACAUUCAGUUGUUAGUACAAUUCAUACACUUACAGACUUCUUGGUGAACCAUAAUGUUGCACAUAACCUUUUCCUAACCCGAGGGUCACCGCCCGACGCAGAAGGCGCACAUGACACCAGAAGGUCAGGAGUGCGCAUCAUUGUGUGGCCCAGGUUGUCGUGCUUUGGGGCAAAGGAGGAGACUGCCUUCAAUGUGGCACUAUGCGAGCUCGCAGGCCACCUGUCUUUCAAGAACCGAGAGGACUACGAGACUACGACGGAAGAGAAAGUGCACAGCAUUAUCAAAAAAUAUAUACUUUCUCCGGAAAUGUUUCUUGACUUGCAGGCUCAGAUAAUUUCUCAUUUAACUUUAUUAGAGUCUGACACGAAGCACUGCGAAUGAGAAGCCUAGCCUAGUCUAAUCUGUAUACAGUUUUUACGUAUUUUAUGUUUUUGGUUUAUUAUUUACUGGAGAAAAGGCCUGUCGGGAUUACGUUAAAUUAAAUGGUUGGGUGGCUACA